AUGGUUUCCUUCUCCUGCGAGUCAUGUAUCUCCGAGGCACAGAAGUACGAACGAACGGUAUACAGAGGGGAGAAGAAGAAGGGGAAGAAAGGUGGUCAGCAGAAUGGCGUUAACGGUGGUGCGAAGGUUGAGGUUGUGGCUCCUGCUCCCGUAGUUGAAGAGAAAUUCGAGGAGCCGGUGCAAGAGACGGUACAGGAAGAGGCUGUCGAAGUGGAGGUGAAGGAGGACAAGGAGAACAAAAAGGACAAAAAGGACAAAAAGAAGGAGAAGAAAGAUAAAAAAGAAAAGAAGGAGAAAAAGAAGAGCAAGGACGCCGAAACAGAAGAGCCUACAUCACAGGAGGAAGAUGUUGUAAUGACCGAUGUUCCUAAAGCAGCUGACGAACCUGCCAUUGAGGAGAAGAAAGAAGAGAAGAAGUCCAAAAAGGAGAAGAAGAGCAAGAAGGAAAAGGUGGAGGAACCCGAAACUAAUGGUUCUACGGAAGAGGCUGCACAGGAGGAUGAAAUGGCUGCGGAACCCGUAGAAGAACCCAAAUCAGACGAGAAGAAGAAGUCGAAGAAGGAAAAGAAGGAAAAGAAGAGCAAAGCAGAGAAGGUGGAAGAACCCGAAGUAGUUGUACCAGAGAAGACAACAGAGGUCGCAGAAGAGCCCAAGUCUGACAAGAAGGAGAAAAAGGAGAAGAAAGACAAGAAGGAAAAGAAAUCUAAGAAGAAUGUCGACGAGGAACAAGAGAAGUCGGGGGAGGCCCAUCUUUCCCUGGAUAACAUCGUCAUGGAAGACACGACCCCAUACCCGAACGGCGUUGCACCAUACACCUCCAAGAAACGCAAGCGCGAUACCACCGAAUCCGAGGAAACCCCAGCAGCUAAGCAAGUUAUCACCGAGAAGGCCUCCGAAGAAACCCCAGCCCAGGCUUCGAUAGCCAAUGGCGGUGAGGGGGGGUCUGAUUUCAUCUCUUUCAACGACCUCGAAGAAAAACCCAAGAGUAAACUUCAGGAACGAAAAAGACCCGUGACUGAAAAGGAAAUUCUACGGGACGAAAAAUUCAAGGCUAAAAAGGAUAACUACGAAAAUGCUUAUAAGACACUCAAGGCUGAACUCGAAGCGAAAUCUGCAGAACCAGCAAUGCCACCAGCAAAGAAACAAAAGUCACAAUCCAAGAGGAAGGCGACUGCAUCAGAUGUCAAGCGUAUAGUUAGAGACGUCAUGGCUCACCCACUUGUGAAGGGACUUACGCCGAAGGAAGCCAAGCUUUUGAAGAAACAACUACGGAGGGACGAGCGCAAGAAGAGAGUUCUAGCAGCUACCUAA
This is a messenger RNA of Orbilia oligospora ATCC 24927, 1311 nucleotides long. RefSeq lists its product as uncharacterized. NCBI's taxonomy places the organism in Eukaryota, Fungi, Ascomycota, Orbiliomycetes, Orbiliales, Orbiliaceae. The record is from RefSeq and is a predicted model, not a curated record. The transcript is spliced from 2 exons. The coding region runs from base 1 to 1311 and encodes 436 amino acids.